Bolinopsis microptera is the source of this 1548-nucleotide messenger RNA. Its product is annotated as cysteinyl leukotriene receptor 2-like. The transcript is spliced from 2 exons. Bases 54 to 1085 code for a protein of 343 amino acids. Gene Ontology annotation, cellular component: membrane. The record is from RefSeq and is a predicted model, not a curated record. Lineage: Eukaryota; Metazoa; Ctenophora; Tentaculata; Lobata; Bolinopsidae.
AUUUCAGCAAACUCGACAAUUCGGCAUAUUUUUGUUGAUCAAAAGUCUACGCUAUGUUUCUCCAGUCUAUUAUGGCAUCUACCGACGAUUCGGAUGCUACUCUGACUGAUGCAGCACGAUACACCUGGUCGAGUUGGGUCAUAUUCGUUAUCUUCGCAUCACUCACAGGAGACAGCAUCAUACUCAUCGCCUCAGUCAAGUACAAAGCAUUCAAACUUCACAAGGUCAUAGUGACCAUUAUCCAGCAUGUCGCCCUGUGUGACCUGUAUUCAACUACCUACACGCUGGUGAAUGUUGUUUCACUCAUCACAAACAGGAAUAUCAACAGAUACUUCUGUUACAUGGCAUUCUGGACAACUUAUCAGGGUGUUAUAGUGAGUGUAAACCUUAUCUGUGCCAUGUCAGUCAGCAAGCUAAUCCUCCUAAAAUUCCCUCUGAAAUCCGCGUCAUGGUCCGGACGCUUUACUCACAGAUUCUGUGCAGUUAUUUGGAUGGCUUCCCAUCUUCUCCCUGCUUUGCAUAUCUUAGUUGACAAGGAAGGGGUUUCCUUCGACCACAGGAUCCACCAAUGCAUGUACCAGUACACCUCCGAGAUAGGCAAGCUGCUCCUACUUGUAACAACACAGCUGGCGCUUCUAGUCCCAAACCUUAUCUCCAACAUUGCCACGUUACUCUUACUAGGAGAGGCGAGAAAAGGGGCUAAAAAGAUGAACAGAGGACUACGUCGACAAGGGCUCAUCACAGUAAUUAUUACUGCCACAAUCUACACCCUCUCUUAUUUACCCUUUGCAAUCUACUGCACCGUCUACCUUAUCGACCUGGCUAGAGAGGAGACCGUUGGAUCGGAGCAGUUCUACAUUUACUAUUACAGGGUUGCUAGCAACCUUGUAUAUCUAAAUAUCAUCACAAAUUUCUUCGUGUACACUUUAACAGUGAGGAGUUUCAGACGCUGGCUGAAAACCAAGUUAUUCAACUUUAAGGGUGAAGCUUCCGAGACGAGGACUGGAGGAUCAGCCGGUGGAAGUAGCAACUGUCGGACAAAAACAAUCCCCCCAGUAAGCCAACAUGAACACACAUUUGUCUAAAGAAGAAGACUUACGCGUAAGAGUUACUUACUAAGAGUCAUGAAAUGUAAGGACUGAGGAGCCAGGACAAUGGUAAUGGAAUAAAUAUGAAUUAGUCUGAUUUUUUGUUUCAAUUUUGUUGUUUUUACUGAUUAAUGUAUUGACCAUUUUUUUCUGUUUGUUUUACUGUGUUUUUAUGUUUGUUUUUCUGUUUGUUUUACUGUUAUUUGCUGAUCUGUUAUAUAUUGUUAUAUAUUUUCAUAUUUGUUUCAACUGAAUUUUUCAAUUCGAUGUGUUCAAUCAUUUCAGUUAUCUUUUAAAUUUCAAUCCAUUCAUUUUAUUGUGUCCUAAAAUGUUCAACAAUGUCAAUGACAGUGGCGCCAACUCCCACAUGGAACCGGGAUUAUUAAAAUUUACUACAAUUACAUUAGUAUUAUAAGGCAUAAGUGCUAACUAAAAACGGCGUAUCGUCUAGAAAUAGCGA